AUGACUGAACGCUUGAAUACCAAUCAAGUAGCACGUUUACUGAAGGAGGACAAACAGCUUUUGGAGGAGCAAAUCCGUUUGCUCAAAGCCCGAUAUGAGGCUCUUAAUCGAGCUUUCUCGAAACAAGAGGAUAAGGAGCACCUGUUGCUUGCCAAUUUGGAUACGUUGGAAAAAGAAGCCAGCGCCAGACAACAAGCGCAAGAGGCGUAUAAAAGGAAAGCUAUUGAAAGUCAGCAAGCCGCCGAAGACCUUCGAGUUACAGUGCAAAAGUAUCAGAGUCAACUGAAGGAAGCUCAAGUUUCUGUACAAGAAAAAGCGUCCGCUUUUGAACGCGUGUCAUUCCGUCAUCAACGACUUCAGGAGGAGUUGGUCACCCUUCGGAGAAAAUACGAAAGGCUCCGUAAAAUCGAGCAAUCACACAACGCGGAUGAAGUACUCCUAGCUGAAAUUCAGGAUUACAAGGAACAAUUAACCUGUCCAACAUGUAAAACAAAUCGGAAAGAUGCCAUCCUCACGAAGUGUUUCCAUGUGUUCUGUCUCAAUUGCCUCAAGACUCGCUACGAAACACGAAAUCGUAAAUGUCCCAAAUGUAAUGCUACCUUUGGUGCGAAUGAUUACCAUCGUAUAUACUUAUCUUGA
This is a messenger RNA of Echinostoma caproni, 639 nucleotides long. The record is from the annotation of a GenBank genome assembly. Lineage: Eukaryota; Metazoa; Platyhelminthes; Trematoda; Plagiorchiida; Echinostomatidae.